AGGCGGCUCCGGCACGCGCCGCCCGCGGCGAUGUCGCGGAGCUCUCGGGCCGUGCUGGCCGCCUCCGCGCUGCUCUCCGCCGCCAUCGUGGCGGCCGUGCACGUCCAGCAGCGGCGGGAGCGCGAGAGGCUGCACAGUGGAGUUCUCAGAGAUCUUGAACGUCAAAAUCAGAAAAAGGAGAACAUUCGCCUCCUGGAAGAGCAGAUUGCUUUGACAAAGCAACUUCUGGAAGAAAGAGAGAAGGCACUAAUGGAAAAAGAGUCCCAGCAGUCCUAGGCACAGACCUG
Molecule: messenger RNA, 287 nt
Organism: Colius striatus (speckled mousebird)
Lineage: Eukaryota; Metazoa; Chordata; Aves; Coliiformes; Coliidae
Product: protein PET117 homolog, mitochondrial
Exons: 2
Coding region: 31-276 (81 amino acids)
Biological process (GO): mitochondrial respiratory chain complex IV assembly
Cellular component (GO): mitochondrion
Source: RefSeq, a predicted model, not a curated record